Messenger RNA from Bipolaris victoriae FI3, 1206 nucleotides. RefSeq lists its product as hypothetical. Lineage: Eukaryota; Fungi; Ascomycota; Dothideomycetes; Pleosporales; Pleosporaceae. Gene Ontology annotation, molecular function: GTP binding. The record is from RefSeq and is a predicted model, not a curated record. The coding region runs from base 1 to 1206 and encodes 401 amino acids. The transcript is spliced from 2 exons.
AUGGGGAUGACUGGUGUUGGAAAGUCUAGUUUCAUUGAGCACUGUACUAAACUACCAGAACGACUCUCGAGCAAUGGACUGUUUUCGUGCACUAGCCGUGUGUCGAUACAUACCACAGUAGUUCAAGGCCGUACUGUACAUCUCUUGGACACACCUGGGUUCAAUGACAGUCGGCAGUCUGAUGGCAAGGUGUUGCAGGAAUUGGCAUAUUGGUUAACAGCUGCCUAUGAGAGAGACAUCAGACUUAGCGGUAUCAUCUAUCUCCAUUGCAUCACGAACAACCGUCUUCCAGGCACCGCCGUGCGGGCAUUAGAUGCUUUCAAGAAGAUGUGUGGAACGGAGGCAUUCAAAGGAGUGAUCCUUGCAACAACUAUGUGGGACAUGGUUUCCGUGAAAGACCUGGCCAAGGCCGAGAAGAGACAUGAAGAGUUUUAUGAAAAAGUUCGCCACGAUAUUAUCGAACACGGUGGUAAAUUAGUCAGGCUAUCAGCUGUCGAGAUUGAUGCUGUAAAGAUUCUUCGUCAUAUUGUUCAAAAGAAUCGAAGACUUACCCUGAGAUUCCAGCGGCAGCUAGUAGAUGAGAACCUACUGAUCUAUGAGACAGAAGCUGGGCAGGUACUAUAUGAAGAUCUUCAUAAACGCUAUCGGUCAUUACAAGUGAUGGCAGACGAGGCUCAUCGACAAAUGGACGAGAUUGUUAGUACUGGGCGAAGAGAGGCAUUGCGCGAGCUUAGCGAAGUCACAUCCGAGAUGGCUGAAGACAUUCGACUGGUUGAAGAAGACAUUGAGCGUACAAAAGUAGCGUUUGGAGGUAUCCGGGAAAAAUGGGAGAAAAUCAUAGACCGAGAUGAUCAAAGUCUCAUUUUGACUGCACAGAAUAUCGAGCAGGAAUUUGAGAGGGAAAAUAGCUACAAAGGAGAUGGCGAGGAAGCUACGACGACCAGCAUUCAUAAAUUGGCACCUCCAUUAAGCGAAACUUCCAGAACCUCCAGUACCGAAACGUUUUCUAGCCUCGCAUCCCAAGAGACUAUGGCACAAAAGCUACACGAUCUCGAAAAAGAGCGGCAAGCAAUUUCCAUACGAAUCGGACAAAGACUAAGCAGAAGAUACACAGCCCAAACACGAGGAGCAACAACAAUGAGCGUUAUAGGCACCACUUUGGCAGCUGGUCAGCUCAUUGCAGCAUUGGCCUGUGUUGUAAUGUAA